AUGGACAUCCUUAAGCAGGAGCUUCUGAAAAAGCGGCAGAGCCUCGCGGAGGACGUCGGCGGCAAGAAAUUCUUCAAGCGCUCCGAGAUCGAGCAGAAGCGCCUCCAGCGCCUCCGCGAAGAGGAGAAACGCGAGGCCGAGGCCAAAGCCCUCCGCCGCCAGAAGCAAUCCCAGCAGGAACAGCAUCAGAACGACCCUGCCUCUUCCUCCUCCAACCCUAGCUCCAAGUCAGAAAUCCCCAAAUCAAAGCCCGAAUCCUCCUCCAAAUCCCUCGCCGAGGAGCAUAACAUCGAUGACCUCAACCUCCCCCGGCCGGAAGUCGUCCGCCGCCUACGAUUCCUUAAACAGCCGGUGACCCUCUUCGGUGAGGACGACCAGGCGAGGCUGGACCGCCUCAAGUACGUCCUGAAGGCGGGUUUGUUCGAGGUCGACGACAGUGAUAUGACGGAGGGCCAGACGAACGAUUUCUUACGGGAUAUUGUCGAGCUGAAAAAGCGUCAGAAAUCUGGGAUUAUGAGUGAUAGGAAGAGGAAAUCGAGGAAUGAUGCCGGGGAGGAUAAAGACGGUGGGGAUGGUGAUAAGGAUCUGAGUGGGGAUGGGGCUUCCUCUGGUGUUGAUCACGACAAGGAUUUGAAGCGGAUGAAGGCAAAUUUCGAGGAUCUGUGUGACGAGGAUAAGAUCCUUGUCUUCUUCAAGAAGCUGCUCAACGAGUGGAACGACGAGCUGAAUGAGAUGGGUGAGGCUGAGAAGAGAACAGCUAAGGGGAAGUCUAUGGUGGCCACAUUCAAGCAGUGUGCUCGUUAUCUAAAUCCGCUGUUUAAGUUCUGCAGAAAGAAGGUUCUUCCGGACGAUAUUCGUCAAGCGUUGAUGUAUAUCGUUGACUGCUGCAUGAGGCGCGACUAUCUAGCCGGAAUGGACCACUACAUAAAGCUAGCAAUCGGAAAUGCUCCCUGGCCCAUUGGUGUUACUAUGGUUGGCAUCCACGAACGUUCGGCCCGUGAGAAGAUUUAUACCAACAGUGUGGCCCACAUCAUGAACGACGAGACCACACGAAAGUACCUACAGUCUAUAAAGCGGCUGAUGACUUUCGCCCAACGACGUUACCCCACAAUGCCCUCCAAAGCCGUCGAAUUCAACAGCCUGGCGAAUGGUAGCGAUCUGCAGUCGCUUUUGGCAGAGGAAAGGUCGACUGGUGGGGAAAUGCGUGAGGAGAAGCUUCUUUUGAUGCCUGCUUCAAAUAACGACUAG
Molecule: messenger RNA, 1248 nt
Organism: Striga hermonthica
Lineage: Eukaryota; Viridiplantae; Streptophyta; Magnoliopsida; Lamiales; Orobanchaceae
Source: the annotation of a GenBank genome assembly